This is a messenger RNA of Durio zibethinus, 1313 nucleotides long. RefSeq lists its product as uncharacterized. The record is from RefSeq and is a predicted model, not a curated record. NCBI's taxonomy places the organism in Eukaryota, Viridiplantae, Streptophyta, Magnoliopsida, Malvales, Malvaceae.
UUUAGGACCAAUAGCUUAAAUCCGUAGUCAAUAAAAUUUAGCUCAUUAGAAUUCCAUGCUCCUUCCAUCACGGUGUGACAAACCAUAUGACAAAGUCAAGCUCCUGCAAAGACUUGCACUGAAUACUUUUCCUCUUCAUCUGGAAUCCUGAGGCUAAGGAAUCUAGGAGAGGAAGAUGGAGAACUCAUCAACAGUGAUGGAAGGGAGAAUAGGAUUCUUUGAGAUAAUCAAAGAAUCAUUGAAAAUCCCCUUCAAAAAUCCCAACUUCAUUUUGUUCAUCUUCCUCACUUCCCUCCCUCUCUUUUGCUUCCUGGUUUUCUUUGAAAUUAUCCUUCAGCAUAUACUGAUUGAAGCGGGAAAAGUUUUACAAGGAACAGCUGAUCCUUUUGGAAUAUUUGGUGUUGAGCACGAAAGACUAAUGGACCUUGGAAACUUGUUAGCGAAAGUUUCUCCUAUGGUCCUUCUACUGGGUUUCUUACAUCUGGGAACUAUCCAUUUCCUGGACCUCUUCAACACAAUUGCAACUGUGGAUGUGGCAUCAAUAAUCUAUGUAGGAGAAAAGUCCAUCAGUCUCAAGGACAUGUUGUGCAGACCUGUAAAGGAAACAAGGUUCAAAGGGCCUCUAAUUACAUCUAUCUGCUCUCUGUCCUUAGCUUUUCUUAUUUUACUUGGACUGCUUUCUUUCGCAACAUAUAUGUACAUCACAUCAGCAGAUGUUUUGUUCAUGCUGCUAUUUAUGGUGCUCUCUAUAGCUCUAUUAGCAAAGUACUUAGAGUGGAGUGCCAUUUGGAACAUGGGGAUUGUGAUUUCAGUCCUGGAAGAGAAACAAGGGGAUGUAGCAUUGUUGGUCUCAUCAUACCUUAGCAGAUUUAACAGAACAUGUGGAUUUUUCUUAAUGCUUGGGUUCUUUGCUUGGAGGCUUGGCCUACGAUUUUCUUUCCUCUAUGAAGGAUGGAACAAUGGAGGAAGUAGCCUUGUGGUAACAGCAAUCCAUAUCAGCCUUGUUUGCUUGGCAAACUUGUUGAAGUGGGUAGCCAUCAUGGUCUACUUCUAUGAUUGUAAGAAGCAAAAUUCCUAUCAGAAUACCGAUGUGGAGGAGGCAAAAUCCAGGAAUGACUUGCAGGGAGGGCCUAUCUAAUAAUUUCUCAUGUAUAAGUUUUGGCAUUUUUAUAUAUACAUAAUUGACAUGUUUUUACAUGGAAUUAUUAUUAGAAAAGCUUGAUCAAGAAAUUUGAUAUUCUAGUUCAUACUCUUAUUGAUCUAUGUUUGUAAUAUUCCCAAAUUGAGCAAAAACGAAUCUAUAAUUGUCAAUA